Molecule: messenger RNA, 1389 nt
Organism: Oryza sativa Japonica Group (Japanese rice)
Lineage: Eukaryota; Viridiplantae; Streptophyta; Magnoliopsida; Poales; Poaceae
Product: probable cytokinin riboside 5'-monophosphate phosphoribohydrolase LOGL2
Biological process (GO): cytokinin biosynthetic process
Cellular component (GO): cytosol
Molecular function (GO): hydrolase activity, hydrolyzing N-glycosyl compounds
Source: RefSeq, a predicted model, not a curated record
CGUUGUAGUACUUGAAUUAGCAGUGGCAUACUUGAUAGAUAUGAACGUUAUUGUGAUGUUAAAACUCUUUUUGAUCAAGAUAGAGCUCACACUAUAGUUUGACAUGCUAGCAACGAGAAGCUAGUGCCGACUUAAACCGAAUUCAAAAUGUUGCACCCAAAUAAACUUCAAUAAGCUUCAAACAGGACCACUCUCAAAUGUCAUGCUGGAAUCUCAUCUGUGUAAAUGGGCAUGAUCUAGGGGACUGAUCUGACUUAAUCUGUUCAAAUUUCAACGCAUGACGGGUUCUCUUUUAAAAUAAUGUGCUAUACAGGGCUAGUUAAAUGGGACAAAAAUUAACCAAACGAAAUAUGCGUAGUACAUGUACAACCUCAACUUCCCAAGUGGUGGUGUGCACUUGAGUGCAACCAACUGGGGCCAAGUCUUUUGUUGUAGUGGAAUAUAUAUAUCUCUCCAUUGUGUGUCACCACUAUACAACAAGCAGCAACACGCUACAACCAUCCAAGCAGCAGGAGAAAAGAUACAAACAUAGAUCAGAACCUGAAGAGAAGACACCAAGAAGCAAUGGAAAUCAAGGACGAGGAGACAACGGCAGAGGUGGCCAUGGUGGUGCAGUCGCGGUUCAGAAGGGUAUGCGUGUUCUGUGGGAGCAGCCAUGGCAAGAAGAAGAUCUACCAGGAUGCUGCCAUUGAACUUGGGAAGGAGCUGGUGGCAAGAAACAUUGACCUAGUAUAUGGAGGAGGGAGUGUAGGGUUGAUGGGUUUGGUUUCUCAAGCAGUACACAAUGGAGGAAGGCAUGUCAUUGGGGUCAUUCCCAAGACUCUCAUGCCUAGAGAGAUAUCAGGUGAGACAGUGGGGGAGGUGAAAGCAGUGUCCGAUAUGCACCAGAGGAAGGCUGAGAUGGCCAGGCAGUCUGAUGCCUUUAUAGCAUUGCCUGGGGGGUAUGGAACACUUGAAGAGCUACUAGAAGUAAUUGCAUGGGCUCAACUUGGAAUUCAUGACAAACCGGUUGGGCUGCUCAAUGUGGAUGGCUACUACAAUCCGUUGCUGUCUUUCAUCGACAAAGCUGUGGAGGAAGGGUUCAUCAGACCUAGUGCCCGCCAUAUCAUCGUCUUGGCCCCAACGCCUAAAGAACUCAUUGAAAAGCUAGAGGAGUACUCUCCCCAGCACGAGAAAGUCGUGUCAAAGAUGAAAUGGGAGAUGGAACAGAUGAGCUACCCUCAGAACUACGAUAUCCCCAGGCCAAAGGAGGGAAAGAUGAUCAUAGAAGCACAACGGGGAAGCAGGCUAUGGAUGUAAAUCGUAGAACGACAAGAAAGCAGGCAAGUGGUAAUAUAUGACUUGUCCAAAAAAAAAAAGUUACUAAUAUGAGAUCAGUACUUCAGUAGU